CUUCGAGAUCUCCUUCUAUCGUUGUCAAUAAUUUGCAGCGGAGAAGACAGAAGCUCACAUCAGAGUUGCGGCUUCAGAGCCAGCAAUUACGUACAGGUUUCGAUCUAGCCUCCCCGCGUGACCAGGCUCAGAUCUUGACCUUCUCCGCCAUGAAACAGAUGUCCGAACUACGAGAAUCUCGCUCUGGCGAUUCUGCGCUGGAUCGAAGGCGUGAGAGAGAUUUUGAGGAUGGAAUCUGAUCCUCCGAAGGGCGUUGUGCAACCACAGCGAAGGGCGUGCGCUAGACCAGCAGAUACUUGGGGAGAAGAGAUGGCAGACGGAGAAAAUUCGGCUUGGGAGUUCCGAGGAGACGCUCUUUGAAUCGCGCGGCACGUCACUGAACAUGGCUGAAAGGAUGUUGAAUACAUGUACGUGACAUUCCCUCGCUUUUCCACACCAUUUCGCAGCUCGACGGUGGAGCCCGGUGGAGUGCAGUGCAUUCUUGCCGACCGUGCCUCUUUCCGCACAUCUUCCGCUCUUCCCUUCUACCGCGCGCAGGUAUAAUCCAGAGCUUUGCAGGAUGGUGGUGCAAUCGGAGCCCUGGCGACAAUUACUCGACUUUGAUGUAGACCGAUAUCUGAACCCAUGGAUCCCUCAUAAUCGACUUUAUAUCCUGCCCAAACCGAUUCGACACUGGCUUGGGUAUCGAGAAAGUCCGCAGAAAGAACCAUAUGCUGUCCUACAGUGGCCGAUCACAUUUCUCGCGACAGUGGCAGGACUGUGUCUGGUAGCUGGGAUCGGGAAUUAUGCUCCAGGAAUCACGGCGUGGCAUCCUCCAGUGCUGAUCGCUUCACUGGGAGCGAGUGCGGUCCUGGACUUUAACACGAUCAAAUCGCCUCUUGCACAGCCAAGGAACUCUAUCAUUGGCAAUACACUGGCAGCAAUCUGCGGCACGGCUAUCUCGAAACUUUUCCAGCUUAAUUCGGACUUUGACAACAUUCAAUGGGUCUCAGGCGCUGUUGGGUGUGCUCUGGCAUCUUGGGUAAUGUCUUUGACAAACACCAUUCAUCCACCUGGCGGGGCAACGGCUGUUCUGGCUUCGACUGAGGCGGCAAUCAUCGCUAUGGGCUGGAAGUUCGUGCCGCUUGUACUCCUCGACAGUUGUCUCAUGGUUGUUGUGGCUUGCCUUUUCAACAAUCUCUUGAGACAGUACCCACUAUACUGGUGGACACCGGGGAAUACUGGGCGCAAAUUGAGAGAAGAGAAGGCAAAACCGGAGCAGGAGCGUGAGCAAAAGGCAGCUGAAGAGGGCAAAGCGCAAGGAAAGGCUAUAAGCGACGCUAGCAGUGAUCGAACUCUUCGACGAGAGUUUAGCAAUCGUAUCGACUUUGUGGACGGUGUAGAGGAUGUGCAUAUUCGAGCAUUUAGGAUCGAGCUACCACGUUAUCUAAAGCUGGAGGAUGCGGAGGUCAUGUUGCUUGAAAAGAUUCAGGAGCGAUUGAGAAUGCAUGGCGAGGUUGAGAAUCCUUGAUCAAUCAGUCGUGCUUGCAUCGUGGAUGAUUUGUUCCUCGAGCGUGGUCUUGAAUCUCAUGGUGUUUGACUGCAUCGCCCUGUCUACAGAAGUGCCUGGGAGUAAUGCGAAUGAAUG
Pseudocercospora fijiensis CIRAD86 is the source of this 1627-nucleotide messenger RNA. RefSeq lists its product as uncharacterized. The transcript has 2 exons. The record is from RefSeq and is a predicted model, not a curated record. NCBI's taxonomy places the organism in Eukaryota, Fungi, Ascomycota, Dothideomycetes, Mycosphaerellales, Mycosphaerellaceae. Bases 560 to 1510 code for a protein of 316 amino acids.